This is a messenger RNA of Tuber melanosporum (Perigord truffle), 1415 nucleotides long. RefSeq lists its product as uncharacterized. The record is from RefSeq and is a predicted model, not a curated record. Gene Ontology annotation, molecular function: heme oxygenase (decyclizing) activity. The transcript has 4 exons. Gene Ontology annotation, biological process: heme oxidation. NCBI's taxonomy places the organism in Eukaryota, Fungi, Ascomycota, Pezizomycetes, Pezizales, Tuberaceae. Bases 264 to 1157 code for a protein of 297 amino acids.
CUCUCAUCCAUCACCUUCCCUUACCCCCCGCCCUCUUAUUACUUCACAUUCAUUCACUCACUCACUCACUCACUCACUCACUGCGUCCUUCUCUUAUCUGCAACGAUUAGAAAUACACGUUGUGCCCCUCUCUCUUCCCCGCGACCACCACUCUCCCGCAAGCCCUAACGCACAGUACCGCAUCUCUAGAAGGAAGAUCUACAUUACAACGAAGUCAAAUCUACUUUCCGAAGCUUCCAUUCAUUUUUGAAUAACCCGCUACCAUGGCCCACCAUCAACAUUUCCACACUCGGGCGGAGAAGGAAUCUCAAGGAUUAUGGAGCUUAUCCCAGCAGAUCAACGCAGCCACACGUGAGGGACAUGAUAGGGUUAAUGUUAUGAUCAUGAAUAGACUUUCUUUAGGUCUUAGAGACUACAAGCUCUACCGUGAGGGCAUCUUCUCAUUCUGCCAAGUCUACCGGGCUUUUGAAGACGCCUGGAUGGCCGCAAUCUCGUCCGAAGCUACCACUGAUCCCAGAAUCAAGACCGCGUUGCAGAAUCUCUACUCGCUGCCUCUGUUGCGGGCACCCCAGCUGUUCAAGGACCUGGAAUACUUUUCCGACCAGGAAACCCACCAUAUGGCCCUGCUCAAGUGGCCCGUCCGCGCGGAGUACGUUUCGCACAUCAAGCGAGUCCUCUCCCAGAAACCGCACUUGGUGAUUGCUUAUACGCAUAAUUACUAUAUGGCUUUGUUUGCCGGUGGCAAAAUACUUAAGCACCAGAUUUCUCAAGCUAGGGGUUUUUUCCCUGGACGGGGAAAUAUGACUGCGGAGGAGUGUAAAGCUGCUGGGAUGAACCUGUUUAGUUUUGAGGUUCCCAAGGGGAAGGAGGACUCAUUGAGAUCAGGGUUUAAGGGUGCUCUGGAAGAUAUUCAAUCAACCUUGACGGACGAGGAGAGAACCGAAAUAAUCGAAGAAUCCAAAGUAAUUUUCAAAAACAACGAGCUGCUCAUCCUUGAGCUUGAUCACAUUUGCGCAGCUAUGACUCCUUCCCCAAGAAGCACGGGAAUACUCACUCUUCGUGAGAAUAGGGUGACGGCAUUUAUUUGGGCCUAUAAACUUGAGAUAUUGUUUGUAAUGGUUUUUUGCUAUGCCGCUGUCAAGUUGUUUUUCUUUUAGGUUACGUGCCUACCACUGUAUCAUUACCCAUGGCUUGGUUGGGCGUUUGGGUUUCUUUUGGAAUUCGGAUAACUGGGUUGGAUGGGGUUGGAUGCUAGGGAUGGUACAAGUACUUGUGGACUGGGUGUUUAUUCUUGGAACCAUCCUAUAUGCGCGGUGCUGGAGGGUUGUCGGGGCGUUGCGAUGGGGAAGGGGUCAAGUACCGUAUCGUAGUCACAGAUACAGAUAAGUUAGCCUAGUAUGAUACCACUCGUUCCG